AGGCCAAAUUUAGAAUUUUAAUUCCAAUUUCAGAUAGUUAAGGUAAGUAGGUGUAACAACCAUAAUGUACAACCUCUGCAUCGUACAAACCGAAUAGCUUCCCUCUUUUAAAAACGAAUCAAGCAAAGCCGCCCCGCCGUGUGAAUCGCCGCCGUCUCAAACGUUAUUUAUUCUAUGGAGGGCGUCGGAGCCAGAUCCGGCCGUUCAUCGGCGCGUUACGGCCCCGCCCCCGUCUUCACCGGUCCGGUUCGCAAGUGGAAGAAGAAGUGGGUCCACGCGCCGCCGUCAAGUUCCAACCACCAUCACAACACGCCGGUAAACGGAACCGUCAGGAGUAAUGGCUCCUCCCACCUAUUGUUCUACAAAUGGACCCCGAUCACCGCCAGCCAAAACAAGGAGAACAAUAACAAUAAUAACGGCAGCAGUAACAGUGAUCACGGCAAUGCCGACCCAACGAUUUCAAUUCAAGACGACGCCGUCGCGGCAGAGGAGCCUCCGAAGAGAAAAUUCAAGUAUAUUCCGAUUGCUGUGCUUGAAGAACAAAACAAUGAGUCAUCAGAGCAGAUUGAGGAAGAAGCUAAGCCAAUCGAAAUCGAGGCUAACACAAACGAGGCGACCUCCAAGAGUGAUGUAAAUGAUGAAAAACCCGACAUCAACGAUGUACCUAUGGACGCGAGCCAGUCUCCAGAGAAUAAUCCAGUUGAAAGGCAAGAUCUGAACGAAAGCACGUUGGAUUUGAGUUUGGGGUUGAAGGCUCAUGAGAGAGAAAGCGAAUCGGAUCAAGAUAAAGACGACCAGCUAGUAUGAGUGAGUAAACUGUUUAAAGGAUUGUUAGCCUUCGAAACAAACUCAGUUUGUUCUUCGGCUUAUAUUAUUAGAGCUAAUGGUGCUCAAUACUGCAUUUUUCCUCUCUUUACAGUAGUUUAUAGUCUGGAAUCUUCUAAAACUAUCCUUCAACUUUUUUCCUUUUUCUUUUUUCGCAAUCGAGCAAAUUCAUCUUCAAUAACAAUUAAAUUGGCAA
Erythranthe guttata (spotted monkey flower) is the source of this 1021-nucleotide messenger RNA. RefSeq names its product golgin family A protein. Lineage: Eukaryota; Viridiplantae; Streptophyta; Magnoliopsida; Lamiales; Phrymaceae. The record is from RefSeq and is a predicted model, not a curated record.